AUGACGGGGCAGGGGGAUGGGGGCGGCUGCUGGCCGGCUGGCCAGCUGCUGGCACGGCCGCGGGAGGCUUGCUGGAGGCCGGGCACUGUCCCUUCGCCUGGCUCUUGGGGAAAAGUCAACUCAGGAGUCAGCAGGCUGCGGAGGCUCUGGUUGGGUCUGUGGCAAAGGAGGGCUCAGGGGCUGCAGGACCUGGAUACGCCUGCGCACGCGCCCCCCACCCCCACCCCGCGGCCCCUGGGCCGUGAUGCUAUCUGUGUCUCACGUACUUGGCUAAGAAGUGUGCAUGGGGAAACCGAAGCCAGAGCACAUUUUUUCCCCAGCCUUUUCCUUCAAGCUUCUGCAGAAAUAACUUUCUGCAGACAGGCUGGCCGGGGACAGAGGCGUGUUUUGUGUGCAAACAAUGCUUGCCUAUUCCCUGGGAAACAACACCGGGUUACCAGGCAGCUUUGCUUGGCAGGGCCUCCCGUGGCCGGCCGCCGCGCAGGGCUGCCUCUCCAGCAGCCGCUCAGGCAGGAAGAGAGCAACCCCGGCGACAACAGGAAGCGGGCCGGCCGCUCCGGAGGGUCUCUGGCGUGCCUCCGGCGUGCCUGCGCCCCAGCCCUGAUCCAGCCACCCGCUCUCUUCCCUGGGGGAGUGACCUCGGAGCCAGGAGCAGCAGGAGCAGGAGGGGGCAGGAGGCAGGGCUGGGGCCCACAAUCAGGCCCCUCUCUGCCGGGCAGCAACCCCGAGGACCAACCCGAAGCCUGUCCUGGAAGGAGCGGGUGUGGGGCAGGGUGGGGCGGGGUGGCGUGGGGUGCUGCGCUCCCUGCACCUGCCCUCAGGCCUCCAAGCUCUCUGCUUGCACUCCCCAGAGUCCCCGCUGGGUCUGGUACGGUCACCCCAGGGGUCCCUGCCUCCAGGCCUUCCUGCCCACCCUUCCUAGGCUCUCCUGCAUGCAGCCUCUGGGAAGGGUCUGCUCCUGUCCGCCCCGACCCCAUCCCUAGAGCAUCGUGUGCUCUUUCGCCUUUACCUGAAGUUCAAGGCUCUGUCUUGUCUGUGCAGCAAUCGUGCAGAUCUUUCAUUAUUUUAUUUUAUUGUUAUUUUUAAUUUUUUACCCUGUUUAUUCCUAAACUCCUUACUCCCGUGUUGACCCUGACUCCUGGAGGUGUGGCUCUUGUAAGCCGCGUGCUUGCGUGAGGUCUGUGGCUAUGUUUGGUGUCGUGUCUUUCUGUCUGUGGCCCGUGUGGAGCGCAGGUACAGGUCCCUGUUCUCUUACUUUGCAGGAGACCAGGGUCCUUGCGAGCCCCCCCACACUCCCGCCUCCACACCACCCCCCCCGCCCCGAUGCUCUGUGCACGGGCCGUGCUGCUCCUAACUGGGGCGGCGGGUGGGGGAGUCAGUAACGGUUGCAGACUGUGCUGGCACAGAAGCCCUCUGGCACGUCCGUCCCCGUGCCGACUGGCCAGGGAUGCGCAUGGAUCCCCAGAAGUCACGUUUCUGGCCUCUCCGACAGGAGCGCGCUCAACUUUCCCAAGCCAUGCCUGGUUGCUUUGGGCGUGCUUGUGCAAACGCAGGUGUGGGCCUCGCCCAUGAGUGUGAUGGUCCUUGUGCCGCAGAUCUGUCGUCUGGUCGCUUGCCAGCUCCUGCCAGCCCGAGGUGCACGCAGACCUACACCCGCAGCUCAGCUCACGUCUCUGAUCGGUGACGACGUAGACUCAUUCACCUCUAAGGCCACGGGGUUUUCAAGCCACGUCGUCGCACGCCUCCAUGCUCAUCUCUUUAAUAUUUCACUCUCAGAUGGUUGUAGAGAGACGUUGUGAGAAACGGAUCCCACAGGCACUGCCGUCCAUUGCCCGGACAGUCACCCAGCUAGAAUACGGAACCACACCCUGGAAAUUCAAAACGCGGAGUCAGCAGGGCACGAGGCCGUGGGCAGCGAGGGCUGCGUCAGAGAGAGUCCCCGUCUCCCGCUGCUCCACGGAAAUCCACGGGGAGCGCUGGACCACGUGCUUGUGCUGCUCUGAUUGGGCGGUUUCUCGGGUUCGGUGAGGGAGGGACCGCAGGGAGGAGCAGGGAAUCGGGGAGACCCGCUGGAGCCUGCUGGGGCGCUGUAGGCAGGAGACCACCUGGGCCGGGACUCCGGUGGACGGAAAGGACGGGCCUGGGGCUUCCUCUGGAGCUGGCGUUGAUGAGACUUUCCGCCCACCAAUGAACAGAUGCCUCCAGGGCUCGGGGAUGCGCUAAUCCGACGAUGCUCCGAUUUCCCGAGAUGCUGAAAGAGGGCAAAGUCACAGAUGUGGUGGGUGGAACUCUGGAGGCUGAUUCUGCCCAGUUGGCACGUCUACGAGGCCUGAGCGGGAGAAGGGUGCUCAGUGGGGAACGGCCAUC
Mustela erminea (ermine) is the source of this 2367-nucleotide messenger RNA. RefSeq lists its product as uncharacterized. The coding region runs from base 1 to 1086 and encodes 361 amino acids. The transcript is spliced from 4 exons. The record is from RefSeq and is a predicted model, not a curated record. NCBI's taxonomy places the organism in Eukaryota, Metazoa, Chordata, Mammalia, Carnivora, Mustelidae.